AUGUUGGAAGAAGUGUGGACAAAUUGCUGGGUAGACUGUCCCAAACUGAAAAACUACUGGGAAGAUGUGGAUGAGAGCCAAACUGGAGAACCUGGAUGGCUUGGGGGUGAACUGAAAGGGAAAACUGGAUGGUUUCCUGCAAACUAUGCGGAAAGAAUUUCUGAAAACGAAACAUCAAACUCUGUAAAGCCAGUUAUUGACACUACAGCUGCCCCUAAAGUAUCAGUGCGUGAAACCCCCACAACACCCCUGGCACCACCUCUCCCUGCAGAAUCAAGUACUACUGCCAACAACUGGGCAGACUUCAGUUCAACAUGGCCAGCAAGUACUAGUGAUAAGCAAGAGACAGAUAACUGGGAUGCCUGGGCAACUCAGCCUUCCCUUACCGUGCCAAGUGCAGGGCAGCUGAGGCAGAGAUCUGCCUUCACUCCUGCCACUGUCACUGGAUCUUCUCCUUCUCCAGUUCUGGGUCAGGGUGAAAAAGUGGAGGGACUUCAAGCUCAAGCCCUGUAUCCUUGGAGAGCCAAGAAGGACAAUCAUCUUAAUUUUAACAAGAAUGAUGUAAUCACGGUAUUAGAACAGCAAGAUAUGUGGUGGUUUGGAGAAGUUCAAGGUCAAAAGGGAUGGUUUCCUAAAUCAUAUGUGAAGCUUAUUUCAGGUCCUAUAAGGAAAUCAACAAGCAUGGAUUCGGGAUCUUCAGAGAGUCCUGCAAACUUAAAGACAGUAUCACCAGUUACAAAAUCUGCUGUAUCGGGAGAAGAAUAUAUUGCCAUGUACACUUACGAGAGCUCAGAACAAGGAGACUUAACUUUUCAACAAGGGGAUUUAAUUCUAGUGACCAAGAAGGAUGGAGACUGGUGGACAGGAACACUGGGUGAAAAAUCAGGAGUAUUUCCAUCUAACUAUGUCAGACUGAAAGAUUCUGAGGUGCUUGGAACUGCUGGGAAAACAGGAAGCCUAGGCAAGAAACCUGAAAUUGCUCAGGUUAUUGCCUCAUAUACUGCGACAGGUCCUGAGCAGCUUACACUUGCCCCUGGUCAGUUGAUUCUUAUCAGAAAGAAGAAUCCUGGUGGAUGGUGGGAAGGAGAGCUUCAAGCCCGUGGGAAAAAAAGGCAGAUAGGUUGGUUUCCUGCUAAUUAUGUGAAACUCUUGAGCCCUGGUACUAGUAAAACAACACCAACCGAGCCACCUAAAUCAACAGCAUUACCUUCAGUGUGCCAAGUAAUUGGUAUGUAUGACUACAUUGCACAGAAUGAUGAUGAACUGGCAUUCAGCAAAGGCCAGAUCAUUAACGUCCUUAAUAAGGAAGACCCUGACUGGUGGAAAGGAGAAGUGAAUGGGCAAGUGGGUCUCUUCCCAUCCAACUAUGUGAAACUGACAACAGAUAUGGACCCAAGCCAGCAAUGGUGUGCGGAUUUGCAUCUCCUGGAUAUGUUGUCUCCUACUGAAAGGAAACGGCAGGGGUAUAUCCAUGAACUCAUUGUAACAGAAGAAAACUAUGUGAAUGACCUACAGUUAGUAACAGAGAUCUUCCAGAAGCCACUAAUGGAUUCAGAGCUGUUAACAGAAAAGGAGGGUGCUAUGAUUUUUGUAAACUGGAAAGAGCUAAUUAUGUGCAAUAUUAAACUACUGAAGGCACUGCGUGUUCGUAAGAAAAUGUCAGGAGAAAGGAUGCCAGUAAAAAUGAUAGGAGACAUACUGACAGCACAGCUUCCGCACAUGCAGCCUUACAUUAGAUUCUGUAGCUGUCAGCUUAAUGGGGCAGCCCUCAUCCAGCAGAAAACGGAUGAAGUUCCCGAGUUCAAGGAAUUUGUUAAAAGAUUAGCUAUGGACCCUCGCUGCAAAGGGAUGCCCUUGUCAAGCUUUCUGCUAAAGCCUAUGCAACGAGUAACUCGAUAUCCUCUAAUAAUUAAAAAUAUAUUAGAAAAUACUCCUGAAACCCAUCCAGAUUAUAGCCAUUUGAAGCAUGCUUUGGAGAAAGCAGAGGAACUUUGUUCUCAGGUCAAUGAAGGUGUACGUGAGAAGGAGAAUUCGGACAGACUUGAAUGGAUCCAGGCUCACGUUCAGUGUGAAGGAUUAUCUGAGCAACUUGUUUUUAAUUCUGUUACAAACUGUUUGGGGCCACGCAAAUUUCUGCACAGCGGGAAACUCUACAAAGCCAAGAGCAACAAGGAAUUGUAUGGCUUUCUGUUCAACGACUUCCUCCUGCUGACACAGAUCAUAAAACCUCUUGGAUCAUCUGGUACAGAUAAGGUUUUUAGCCCCAAGUCAAAUCUGCAGUAUAAAAUGUACAAAACACCCAUAUUUCUAAAUGAGGUCUUGGUCAAACUACCCACGGAUCCUUCUGGAGAUGAGCCCAUCUUUCACAUUUCUCACAUUGAUCGAGUCUAUACACUCCGUGCGGAAAGCAUAAAUGAAAGGACGGCUUGGGUUCAGAAAAUCAAAGCAGCUUCUGAACUUUACAUAGAAACAGAGAAGAAGAAAAGAGAAAAGGCAUACUUAGUACGGUCCCAGAGGGCAACUGGUAUUGGAAGGCUAAUGGUGAACGUUGUUGAAGGUAUUGAACUGAAGCCAUGCAGAUCCCAUGGAAAAAGUAACCCGUAUUGUGAAGUAACGAUGGGUUCUCAGUGUCACAUCACCAAGACUAUACAGGACACUCUCAACCCCAAAUGGAAUUCUAACUGCCAGUUCUUUAUCAAAGAUUUAGAACAGGAUGUCCUCUGCAUAACGGUGUUUGAGAGGGAUCAGUUCUCCCCAGAUGACUUCUUGGGCCGAACUGAAAUCCGGGUAGCAGAUAUUAAGAAAGAUCAGGGCUCAAAGGGACCAGUUACGAAGUGUCUUCUCCUACAUGAAGUACCAACGGGAGAGAUAGUUGUCCGACUGGACUUGCAGCUGUUUGAUGAACCUUGAAAU
Molecule: messenger RNA, 2913 nt
Organism: Gekko japonicus
Lineage: Eukaryota; Metazoa; Chordata; Lepidosauria; Squamata; Gekkonidae
Product: intersectin-1
Exons: 21
Coding region: 1-2910 (969 amino acids)
Biological process (GO): positive regulation of Rho protein signal transduction; intracellular signal transduction
Molecular function (GO): protein binding; guanyl-nucleotide exchange factor activity
Source: RefSeq, a predicted model, not a curated record